This is a messenger RNA of Plenodomus lingam JN3, 744 nucleotides long. Lineage: Eukaryota; Fungi; Ascomycota; Dothideomycetes; Pleosporales; Leptosphaeriaceae. The record is from RefSeq and is a predicted model, not a curated record.
AUGGCUUCGGACGCGCAAGAUAGCCCCUUUAUCCGGAACCUGGCUUCCAGUGACAAGAAGAUUCGCGAUCAUGCGCUCAACUCACUCAAAACCUACCUCGGCGCGCAAUCUGAAAUCUCGGAGCUGGACUUGCUGAAACUAUGGAAAGGCCUAUUCUACUGUCUAUGGAUGCAAGACAAGCCCGUGCUCCAACAGCGCCUUUCACGGGACCUUGCCUCCCUUGUCCCCACGCUCCGUACCCCAGUCGUGCUACCCUUUCUCCGCGCUUUCUUCCUCACCAUCGCACGCGAGUGGAAACAAAUAGAAGCCCUGCGCUUGGACAAAUACUUAUACCUCAUUCGCCAGUACAUCAACGCUUCCUUUACCUUUCUGAGUAGGAACAAUUGGGAGAAGAGUUUGGUGACGCAGUGGAAUGCUGUGGUCGAGGAGACGCCGUUGGAGAGUCAGAACAUGCGGAUUCCCAAUGGGUUGAGGUAUCAUGUCUUGGACGUAUGGGUGGAGGAGAUGGACAAGGUGGACGGAGAGGAGUGGUACAAAGAGGAGAGGAGGGAGAUUUUGGAGCUACUCGUGCUACCCAUUGAGAAGUUGGCCAAGGAAGGAAAGCUAAAGGCGUUGAGGAGUGCGGCGAAGGAGUGUUUGGGUGAGGAUAAGUUGAGGGCUUGGAGGGGGCAGGUAGAUGAUGUUUCAGAGGAACCAGAGGACGAGGAUCAGGAGGCGGAAUGGGGUGGUAUUGCCGACGAUUGA